Sabethes cyaneus is the source of this 578-nucleotide messenger RNA. RefSeq names its product ATP synthase subunit e, mitochondrial (gene ATPsynE). Bases 118 to 366 code for a protein of 82 amino acids. Gene Ontology annotation, biological process: proton motive force-driven ATP synthesis. The transcript has 3 exons. Gene Ontology annotation, molecular function: proton transmembrane transporter activity. NCBI's taxonomy places the organism in Eukaryota, Metazoa, Arthropoda, Insecta, Diptera, Culicidae. The record is from RefSeq and is a predicted model, not a curated record.
UGCUGUCCUGUCAGAUCUCUGAUUAAAGCACCGUCUUCAUAAAAGUGUGGAACUUCUGAGAAGCAAAUAAAGUUUAUUUGGUUCUCUUACUACAUUUUUCAAAAUUAUCCAAUCCCAAUGGCUGAUCUAGGAGCACCAGUUCGCGUUUCACCACUGAUCAAGUUUGGUCGGUGGUCGUUCCUUGCCCUUGGAGUUGCAUACGGUGCGUACCAUCAAUCGCGUCUGUCUAAGCGGGAAGUAGGUAUCCGGGAAAUCGAAGCACAGCAGAAGGUGAUUCGAGACGCGAAAUUGGCUGAGGAGAAGAAGCGCAGUGCGGCAGCUGAAGCCAAAGCCUUGGCCGAACUCUCUGGCCCUGCCAAGAAGUAAGCUAUAGGGAGAAAAUGUUAGUCCCUUACGUUUUUAAUUUCUCCCUGAAGUACACAUCUGUUCAACAAAGCGAUCGUGAAACAAUAGAAUACUACUCCCAUAAAACCGGCGUGAAUGAAUAAAUAAUUGGUACUACUAACUACGUAGGUAUUCUUAUCUGUGUCGAUACUGAGAAAGUCAUGAUCGUGUAAAAUGCUGAUUUUAUUAAUAUU